GAAAAAAUCGAUCUAAAUUGAGGUGCGGCUUCUCGAUCUAUCUUCCCCUUUCUUCGAUCUAUUCUCCUAGCUAGAACAGCGGCGACAUUGAGACGAUCUUAACCUCUGGAAAAAGGAUGACAGACGGCGGCAACCGUGGAUUCGUCGCCGGCGAGGACGAACCCAGAUCGACGUCCAGGACUCGGUCUCUCUUGGGAUUGGAAUGAAAGAAAGAAAAAAUUUAUGUUAGUUCCCUAAGAAAUGUAUAGCUAUUAUCUGGGUUUCUUAACCAAAACAAUAUCUUAGGGAUUAAUUAGUUUGAUGAUUUAAAAUUAUUGGACUAAAUAGUCUAUAAUUUUUGUAAAUUUUGUGAAUGUGGU
Linum tenue is the source of this 359-nucleotide messenger RNA. Lineage: Eukaryota; Viridiplantae; Streptophyta; Magnoliopsida; Malpighiales; Linaceae. The record is from the annotation of a GenBank genome assembly.